AAUCCCAAAUCCCAUUCCGGGUCCCGCCCGGCGGGGCCGUCCCGGGGCGGGGCCGGAGACAAAAGGGGAAAAGUUGGCGGGGCGGAAAGAGAAGGAUCGGGAACUUCGGGAAUUUUGGGAUCGCCGCCGGGAAUCUCCUUUGGGAUCCCGGGAAUCUUCUUUGGGAUCGCCGGGAGCCUUUGGGGCCGCCGGGAAUUUUCUUUGGGAUCUCGGGAAUCUUCUUUGGGAUCGCCGGGACCGAUCCCGGGAUGCGGCGGAGCUGAGCGAGGCCGCGGCCGCCGUCCCCUCCCCCCUCGGGAUGAAUCCGAAGGCGCCACCGGGACGGACCCGCCCGGGGACCCCAAAAUGCUGCGGGACCCCAAAAUUCUGUGGGAUCCCAAAAUUCUGGGGGACCCCAAAAUCCUGGGGGACCCCCCUGGGAGCCGCCCUCGGGGUCUUCGUCACCCUCAGCUUCGCCCUGGGGCUGCUGGGGGGGCCCCUGCGCCCCACCCGGGACCCCAAACCCGACAGGGCGGCUCCGUGCCGGCCGGUGUCGCACAUCGUGUUCCUGAAGACGCACAAGACGGGCGGCAGCAGCGUCGUGAACCUCCUGUCGCGAUACGGCGAGUCGCGACAGCUUCGCUUCGCCCUCCCCCAGCGCUACCAGUUCCGGUACCCGGAACCGUUCCGCGCCGAGAGCGUCCGCGGGUUCCGGCCGGGAGAGAGGUUUGAUAUCAUCUGCCACCACAUGCGCUUCAGCCCGGCCGAGGUGCAGCGGGUGAUGCCGAACGACUCCUUCUACUUCUCCAUCGUGCGGGACCCGGGCACGCAGGGCGCCUCGGCCUUCUCCUACUUCCGCGCGGCCGCCGCCGCCUUCCGCUGCGCGCCGUCGCUCGACGCCUUCCUGGCGGCGCCGCGCCGCUUCUUCGGGCCGGGCGGGCGCGGCGCGGGGCUGGCGCGGAACCCGCAGUGGUUCGACUUCGGGCUGCCCGCGCCGGCGGCGGCGGCCGAGGUGCCGGCGCUGCUGGCGCGGCUGGAGCGGCGCUUCCCGCUGGUGCUGCUGGCCGAGCGCUUCGACGAGUCGCUGGUGCUGCUGCGGCACCGCCUGUGCUGGCCGCGCGCCGCCGUCGACGUCUUCGCGCACAACGCGCGCGGCGGCGCGGCCGCGCCCACGGCAGCGCAGCGGCGGCGGCUGCGGGCGUGGAACGCGCUGGACUGGGCGCUCUACUCGCACUUCAACCGCUCCUUCUGGCGCCACGUGGAGCGUUUCGGCGCUGCGCGGCUGCAGGAGGAGGCGGCGGAGCUGCGGCGGCGGCGGCGGCGGCUGCAGGAGCGCUGCCUGCGCGGCGCCGGGCCGGUGCCCGCCGCUGCCAUCGCGGAGCCGCGGCUGCGGCCGUUCCAGCCGCCCGGCGCCGAGCACGCCGUGCUGGGCUUCGCGCUGCGCCCGGGGCUGCCGCCCGCCGAGCGCCGGCGCUGCGGCCGCAUGGCGCUGCCCGAGCUGCCCUACACCGACCUCCUGGCGCGGAGGCAGUUCGGGAAUGGGAACGGCACCGAAUGGGACGAUUUCUGAGGGUUUGCACCAAAAAACCCAAAAAUUCCGGUGAAAAUCCCAUGGAAAUUGGGGAAUCUCCAAUCCCGGCCCCGCCAACGGCACCAACUGGGACGAUUUCUGAGAAAUUGCACCGAAAAAUGCAAAAAUUCCAGUGAAAAUCCCAUGGAAAUUGGGGGAUCUCCAAUCCCGGCCCCACCAACAACAGCAACUGGGACGAUUUCUGAUGUUUGCACCAAGAAACCCAAAAAUCCUGGAGAAAAUCCCAUGGAAAUUGGGGAAUUUCCAACAUUGGUCCCGGCAACGGCACCGACUGGGACGAUUUCUGAGAGUUUGGCACCGAAUUGCCCAAAAAAUGCAAAAAUCCCAGUGAAAAUCCCAUGGAAAUUGAGGAAUUUCCCAUCCCGACCCCGCCAAC
Molecule: messenger RNA, 1946 nt
Organism: Taeniopygia guttata (zebra finch)
Lineage: Eukaryota; Metazoa; Chordata; Aves; Passeriformes; Estrildidae
Source: RefSeq, a predicted model, not a curated record